Molecule: messenger RNA, 2319 nt
Organism: Rotaria sp. Silwood1
Lineage: Eukaryota; Metazoa; Rotifera; Eurotatoria; Philodinida; Philodinidae
Source: the annotation of a GenBank genome assembly
AUGACAACAAAUUGUCCAUCAUUUGUUCGACAUCAAUCACUUGAAGCAACUCAAGUUAUACCAUUAUUUGAUUCCACAACAACAACAUUUACAUCAACACCACCAUUUAAACCUAAAGCUGGCGAAGUUUAUGUUAUGAAACUUGACAUUGGUCAUGAAAAUGAUUGGCGUAGUGAUGGAUAUCGUUGGGUUCAAAUAGCAGCACGACGUUUACCAACACAUAAUCCUGUUAUAAAAAAAUGUUAUUUUCAUGCUGGACAAAAAAAUAAAAAGAAAAGUAAAGAUUUUGAAAAACAAGCAUUUGUAUCAUUAGUUGAUCCAUCGAAAGUUGUUGUACAAUAUCUUGGUGAUGAAAAUGUUGCUGAAGAAUUUCCACAUGGAAAUUCAAAAAAAAAUACGAAACCAUUUUUUCGUACACGUCCAUCAUUACUUAAUAAACUUAUAUCAGAAGCAGCAUCAAAUGCUGAAACAGCACAAAUAUUUAAACAAUAUACAUCAAAUAAUUCACAUUCACAUGAUGAUGAUGAUAAUGAUGAUGAUGAUGAUGAAGAAGAAUCAACAGUUAAUAAUUCAAUGGAAACAGAAGAAACAGUUGAUGAUCAUGAUGAUAAAAAACCUUCUAUUAUUAAAACAGAACCAAAAAAACCUAAAAUAGGACCUGAAGUAUUAUCACAACCACGUAAUAUUGAACAAAUACGUAAUGUUAAAAGACGUUUAGCACGUCGUCUUGUUGCAUCAGCUGAUGAAAUAUCAGAAUUAUAUCGUUUUGCACGUGAAACACCAAAUUAUAUUGUUCGAUUUACAUUAAUACCAAAUAUUGUUGCUAUUGCUUUUUCAAAUGAAUCAAUGCAUGAAUUUAAUUUAUUAUUAGAGCAUCCGGAUCUUUUAUCACAACAACAAGUACUUAUUACAUUUGAUUCAGCAUAUACAAUUAAUGCCUUUCAUGUUACAUGUGUUUUUUACCGACAUAUUGGUAUGAAAGAAGAACCAUGUAUUUUACUUGGUUGUGCAUUACAUAAUCGUCGUUCAGAUGAUGUUUAUGAAUAUAUUUUAACACAUUUAAAACAACAAUGUCCAAAUAUUGAAUCACGUUGUUUAUUUAUAAUUGACAGUGAAGGUAAUACAUUAAAAAAUAAUUAUUUAUCAAUAUUUCUACCACAUUUACGUGUUAUACAUACAUGGAAUUAUGUUUUUUCACAAUUACGUGCUUGGUUAUUACAGAACGGUCGUACACAAGCUGAUUAUCAAUUUUAUAAUGCUGAACUUAAAUCAUUAUUAUUAUGUGCUGAUAUGUUAACAUUUACACGUUUAUAUGAUCGUUGCAAAUCAAAUUGGACACAAGAAUUUCGAACUUAUUUUGAACAAAUCAUUUUACCAUUAGUUGAUACUGAUCUUGGUUCAUGGGUAUUAAAAAAAUAUGAUCUAUUCGAUGCUUAUUCAGGUAUUAAAGGACUUGUUUGUGAACCAAUGCAAGCUGUGGCAGCACAAUUACGUGAUUGGCGUGAAUCACGUUUUGAUAGUGGUGCUAUGGCUUUUUAUUGGUUACAAAUGUAUUUUGUUCAACAAAUAAGAAAAUCAUAUUCACGUCUUGGUGGUAUAUAUACAUUAAAACAAGGUAUUUAUGAAAAAUGGGCUAUAACAGCUGUAACAUCCAUAACUGCUCAUGAACCAAUUAAAGCAUUAGUACCAGAAAAAAUUGUUGAACAUGUUCGAGCAAAAGUUAUUAUAUCAUCUGCACAUCAUCCACAUUUACAAGCUAAACGUAGUAAUGAACAACAAAUUUUAACAUUAUCACCAAUUAAAAGACUUAAAACAACAACAACAACAACAACAUAUGAUGGUACACAACAUCAUCAUCAUCAUCAACCAUGUAUUAUUGCAACAACAACAACAACACCACAUCAUGUAACAACAGCUGAUAUCAAAGCAACAUUGCUUGCGGCUGCUGCUGCACAACAACCAAGAACAAUGACUAUACGACGAAUAGCUACAACAACCAGUCCGCAACAACAACAGCAACAGCAACAACAAACAACAUUUCGUCUUACAACAACACCAUCUACAUCCUCUUCACAACAACCACAACAAUUUAUAAUAACAACAGCCGGUACCGCUUUACCACUUUCACAAACCACAACAACAACUACAGGAUUAGUUGAUGAUUCAUCGAUGUAUGAUGAUGGUACAGGUGAUUUAAGUGGAUGUUUAGUAACAACAUCAUCACAAGCAUCGAAUACAUCAACAUCUCAAACACGUUCGUCAUUUGUUCGUCCAGCCCUACCGACCAAUGUUCUUCGAUUGACAGUUGUACGCAAAUGA